GGAAGCUCAUGCAGCGGGUAUUGUCUUCGCCAUGACUGAGAUAGAACUACUUUGACCUCGGCAGUGUUCUCGACGCGUAGUCGUGAUCAUGGCGAAACGCGCUUGAGUAUCACGAGAAGUCCUACACGAACGAACAAGGACCCCUCCCCUAGCCAUCGGCCCGAGCAAUCAACAGAGCUUCCUUUCGACCGAUUUCAACUUGCACGAAGAGUCGGGACAACAGAGACUCAAGUUGCACAACAGCUCCAACUGCCUUCCACAAGCUAUCGUUUCCUCAAACAUCUCACGAAUCACCACACACAGAGGGAACAACAGCCCACGAUGCCUUUCCCAGUCGACACACCACCUCCUCCAACCCCGACCUUUCUCAAAAUCACAUUCCCCGCCCCGCGGGUCGUGCUCGUGUGCAUGGACCGCCCGCGCGACCUCAAUGCCAUGUCCACCGCCGCGCAGUGGGAGAUGGACUCGAUAUGGAAGUGGUUCGACGACGAGCCGAGGCUCAGCGUGGCCAUCAUCACGGGGACCGGCCGCGCGUUCUCCGCGGGCGCAGACCUCAAGGAGUGGAACAGGUCCAUGGGCGACGAGGGGGAUCCGAACUCCCGCAUGGGCAACGCGCCCGCGUUCAAGCCCCUGAGCCGGAGGCUGGGCAAGAAGCCCGUCAUUGCGGCGGUCAAUGGCCUCGCGAUGGGCGGGGGCUGCGAGUUUGUCGUGAACUGCGACCUGGUCAUUGCUGCGGAGGAGGCGUACUUUGGGCUGCCAGAGGUCAAGAGGGGGAUUGCGGCGAUCGGAGGCGCGCUUCCGAGGCUGAUUCGCACGAUUGGUUUGCAGAGGGCGUCGGAGAUGGCACUUACAGGGAGGAACGUCUCUGCUAGGGAGAUGCAGAGCUGGGGCGUGGUCAACAAGGUUGUGCCCAAGGACGAUUUGCUCAAGGAGGCCGUCGGCUACGCGGAGGCGAUAGCGCGAAACAGUCCCGACGCGAUUAUUUGCACCAGGGCAGGCAUCAGGCAGGGCUGGGAGACUGCGAGCGUGGAGCGGGCUGUUGAAUGGACUCUGGAGAAGGAGUUUGCGGAACUACAGAAGGGCGAGAAUAUUCUCGAGGGACUGGCGGCGUUCUCUGAGAAGCGGGAGCCGCGGUGGAAAGCUAGCCGGCUGUGACAAAAUUACAUGGCUGAUCGUCACGAAACAGUAUUGACACCAAGUGCCAUGAGAUAUCCUCCGGAGAAUGCUGUGGGUUUGCCUACAAUGCAGACACGAACACAACUUGUUUGGAGAUACUUCAGUCUCUUGUCAGCGAUGCUCAC
Messenger RNA from Microdochium trichocladiopsis, 1301 nucleotides. RefSeq names its product enoyl-CoA hydratase/isomerase. Gene Ontology annotation, biological process: fatty acid beta-oxidation. The record is from RefSeq and is a predicted model, not a curated record. Lineage: Eukaryota; Fungi; Ascomycota; Sordariomycetes; Xylariales; Microdochiaceae. Gene Ontology annotation, molecular function: enoyl-CoA hydratase activity. The coding region runs from base 322 to 1155 and encodes 277 amino acids. The transcript has a single exon. Gene Ontology annotation, cellular component: mitochondrion.